This is a messenger RNA of Ilyonectria robusta, 740 nucleotides long. RefSeq names its product complex I intermediate-associated protein 30. The coding region runs from base 1 to 657 and encodes 218 amino acids. The record is from RefSeq and is a predicted model, not a curated record. NCBI's taxonomy places the organism in Eukaryota, Fungi, Ascomycota, Sordariomycetes, Hypocreales, Nectriaceae. Gene Ontology annotation, biological process: NADH dehydrogenase complex assembly. The transcript is spliced from 2 exons.
AUGUAUUUGCCUCAGAUCAUACAGCGAGGCUGGCCCUUCUUAGCCCUCUUCACCCCCUGGGACAAGAGCCAGUGGAUUGCCUCUGACGACACUGUUCGCGGAGGGAAGAGCCGUUCCACUCUAGAGGUUAUCCAGCCCAAGACACCCGACAAUCUUUGUUGGGUACCCAUUGCUAAGUUCUCUGGUCAUCUGGAUUAUUCCACUCUUGGGGGGGCUGGCUUCGCUUCUCAACGCACCGUCGACGAUUGGCCAGGACUUGAUUUAUCCGACUACGAUAGCAUUCUGCUUGAAAUACCGUAUACAGAUGGAAAGAAGUAUUCAUUCAAUCUCAAAGACACUGUGCUUCCUCCAACGGAAGACGGCAGAGAGCAGGCCACCAUCAGCUGGGAAUUUGACUUCCAGCUUCCUCCCACAGAUGCAAGCAAGAAAUCAGGAUCCUUUAACCAAGUCGUCAUCAAAUUUGCAGACCUAGUACCGACCUUUCGAGGCACGGUACAAAAUGACACCGAACCUCUUGACUUGGCGAAUAUCAAGAGAGUCAAUAUCAUGAUCCGCAGCUUCUUUGCGCAGCAGGACGGAGAUUUCGACCUGCGUAUCAAGUCGAUUGUUGCUAGGAACGAGGCCUCGUCGCAGGCAAAGCCGAGAUCAUUAUUGUAGACCCAACCGUUGAGGAGAACGAGGGAAGAGCCAGUACAUUGAGACAGCUCGGAUCCACGAAAAAAACCACAAUUGCAGAAGAG